This is a messenger RNA of Theileria orientalis strain Shintoku, 588 nucleotides long. RefSeq lists its product as hypothetical. The transcript is spliced from 7 exons. The record is from RefSeq and is a predicted model, not a curated record. The coding region runs from base 1 to 588 and encodes 195 amino acids. NCBI's taxonomy places the organism in Eukaryota, Apicomplexa, Aconoidasida, Piroplasmida, Theileriidae.
AUGAUCUUGCUAGAUAUUAUUUUGUACACAUACUUUAUCGCAUAUGUUAAGCUAAUAAGUUCAAGGAAUUAUGAUAAUAGUAAAUCAGGGAAUUUCUUUCAAUUAGGCAAACUAUACAACACUGUUUUGCUGUGUGAAAACCUAUCGCCUGAAUCCAUUACUAUGGAUACGGUUUGCUUAUCACCAUGUACCGUAACAAACCUAGACGAAAGUUUAAAAUGUAAUCCACAGGCAGAAACAUGGAAAAUAAGACUUAUGGUUGAUAAAACUUCCACAUAUUUCGAAACAACUGGCUGUAAGCAAGGCCAAAGAAGAUUUAGGUGUGUGCCGUAUAAGAGCAAUGAGGGAGAAUGUGAUGACGAAUCGGCAUUAGUGUAUCCGAAAGGAUACUCCUGCUUUACCAAAUGUGGAGUUAAAACGUGUCCAAGUGAGAGUUUCAAGAAACCAAGAGAUGUUGAAGAUUUGAAGGUUGCUGAUUGUGUAAGUGGAUUUAGGGUCCGUUGCUCAUUCAAUGAUGCUGAAGAAAACAAGGAGAUAGGAACUGGGAAUUUAACCCUAGAACUAAAGAAGAAAUCACUUAAACUUUAA